This is a messenger RNA of Rhododendron vialii, 2379 nucleotides long. RefSeq names its product 2-isopropylmalate synthase A-like. NCBI's taxonomy places the organism in Eukaryota, Viridiplantae, Streptophyta, Magnoliopsida, Ericales, Ericaceae. Gene Ontology annotation, biological process: L-leucine biosynthetic process. The record is from RefSeq and is a predicted model, not a curated record. Gene Ontology annotation, cellular component: chloroplast. The transcript has 14 exons. Bases 281 to 2140 code for a protein of 619 amino acids. Gene Ontology annotation, molecular function: 2-isopropylmalate synthase activity.
CCCUAACUCCGACGGAGAUACUGCUAGACUAGGAAAAUGCAGGAUUUCUAGUAAGGAGUAGUACUAAUAUUUUGCAUUCAGUUUCUGACUUACUGCGAACAAGUGAAGCUAGAUUUCUGCAAUUCAAGUUGUCAAAGCUAAGAAUUCAGUCCUUCCUUAAUCUGCAUCGCCAUCAGCUCUUUCAGCAAAAUAUUAAGGUCUUCUUCCAACACAAAGAGCCUAAGUUGUUAUAGUACUUUUUUCAUUGUAUUUACGGUGAGGCGUGUCUUGACUGUCCCCAAUGGCAACCCUGUUCACAAGCCCUGGUUUCAUGCGUGUAUCUCAGCUCAGCACCACCCACCCAGCUCGCCUCCUCCUCUACUACACCACAAGCACCACCACCACCACCACCAAAACCCCCACAAUUCACCCAGCAAAAUCUUCAACCCCAUUCACUACCAUCUUCUGCUCCGCCACCCGCCACACAUACCACCCUGCAUACAUCUCAAACCAGAUUCCAGACCCCCAAUAUGUUCGUGUGUUUGACACCACCCUCCGUGACGGCGAGCAGUCCCCCGGUGCCUCCAUGACCAGCAAGGAAAAGCUCGACGUUGCCCGACAGCUGGCAAAGCUCGGGGUCGACAUAAUCGAGGCAGGAUUUCCUGCCGCUUCCAACGACGACCUGGAGGCUGUCAAAAUGAUCGCGAAGGAGGUGGGUAACGAGGUGGACGAGAAUGGGUAUGUGCCUGUUAUUUGCGGACUGGCGCGGUGCAAUAAGAGGGAUAUAGACGCGUCUUGGGAGGCCGUGAAGCAUGCCAAGAGGCCGCGGAUCCACACGUUUAUUGCGACAAGUGAGAUUCACAUGAAGCACAAGCUGAAGAAGACCAAGGAGGAGGUGAUCGAGAUGGCAAGGAGUAUGGUGAGUUACGCGAGGAGUUUGGGUUGUGAUGAUGUUGAGUUCAGUCCUGAAGAUGCUGGAAGAUCUGACAGGGAGUUUCUUUAUCAGAUUUUGGCUGAAGUUAUCAAUGCUGGGGCUACCACUCUCAAUAUCCCUGAUACUGUUGGGUAUACUAUGCCGAAUGAGUUUGGACAAUUGAUUGCUGAUAUAAGAGCCAACACCAAAGGAAUUGAAAAUGUAAUUGUUUCCACUCACUGCCAAAAUGAUCUUGGGCUUUCUACUGCCAACACAUUAGCGGGGGCUUGUGCAGGUGCAAGACAAGUGGAAGUAACGAUAAACGGCAUUGGUGAAAGAGCGGGUAAUGCUUCAUUGGAGGAGGUCGUUAUGGCCCUGAAAUGUCGUGGUGACCAAGUGUUAGGAGGACUUUAUACAGGGAUCAAUACAGAGCAAAUCAUUAUGUCAAGCAAGAUGGUUGAAGAAUUUAGUGGAUUGCAUGUACAACCACACAAGGCCAUUGUUGGGGCAAAUGCUUUUGCACAUGAAAGUGGUAUCCAUCAGGAUGGGAUGCUUAAACAUAAAAAUACAUAUGAAAUUAUAUCUCCUGAAGAUAUUGGUCUCCACCGAUCUAAUGAGUCUGGCAUUGUCCUUGGAAAGCUCAGCGGACGCCAUGCUUUAAGAUCUCAACUUUUAGAGCUUGGUUAUGACAUUGACAGUAAGGACCUUGAUGAUCUCUUUUGGCGUUUCAAAGCUGUAGCAGAAAAGAAAAAGAGUAUUACUGAUGAUGAUCUGAUAGCACUGGUGUCCGAUGUAGUUUUUCGGCCACAAGUGGUUUGGAAGCUUGGAGAUGUGCAAGUUACCUGUGGAACUCUUGAUCUUCCGAUGGCCACUGUUAGACUCAUUGAUGCUAAUGGGGAAGAGCAUAUUGCAUGUGCAAAUGGAACUGGGCCUGUUGAUUCUGCUUAUAAGGCUAUUGAUCACAUUGUUAAGGAACGUGUAAUCCUUCUCGAGUACUCCUUGAAUGCUGUAACAAAAGGCAUUGAUGCAAUUGCCACUACACGAGUUCUAAUUCGUGGGGAGAACAACCAUACAUCUACACACUCCAGUGGAGAAACUUCCCAUCGUACAUUUAGUGGAACUGAGGCAGAAAUGGAUAUAGUUGUCUCCAGCGUCCGAGCUUACAUUAAUGCUUUAAACAAGAUGUUAGGUUUCCAGAACCAAACCGAAGCAAUGGUAAAUACCAGAAAUUCUCGGGUUUCAGCUUGAAGUGAGAAGAAAUUGGCAGGGUGUUUUGCAGUGCUACAAGAAGAAGAGGGCUGUAUGAUUCUGAAUUGAUUUUUCUACUGAGUUGAUUUCCCCUUCUCCUGAAUUUGUGAUGUUCAUGUCUUUAUAAGAGUUCUCUAGGGGAGCUUAAGACCUGUUAGGAUGUGUGAUAGACUUUAUAAAAUGUUUUUUCUGUUUACAGUUUACAUUUUACAGAUACAGAACAAGUUACAGACAAUUAA